GUCAAAGAAGAGAAACUUUGGUUCGGCUUCUGUGAUUGUAGGAAGAAGUGAAUCUGAUGAAACGCUGCUUCGUCUCGAUCUGUAAAAUAUAGCAGCGAAGAAACAAGAUGAAUUCAGAAAAAAUCUCUUGUUCCAUCUGUCUGGAUCUAAUGAAGGUUCCGGUGACUAUUCCCUGUGGACACAACUACUGUAUGAACUGUAUUAAAACCCACUGGGAUGAAGAGGAUCAGAAGGGAAUCUACAGCUGUCCUCAGUGCAGGAAAAUGUUCAUACCGAGGCCUGUCCUGGAGAAAAACAUCAUGUUAGCAGAGUUAGUGGAGGAGCUGAAGAAGACUGGACUCCAAGCUGCUCCAGCUGAUCACUGCUAUGCUGGACCUGAAGAUGUGGCCUGUGAUGUCUGUACUGGGAGGAAGCUGAAAGCCAUCAAGUCCUGUCUGGACUGUCGAGCCUCUUACUGUAACAAACACCUCCAAUGUCAUGAAUCUCCAGCAUUUGAAAAACACAAGUUAGUCAAUCCCUUCAGGAGCCUGAAACAGAGCAUCUGUUCUCGUCAUGAUGAGGUGAUGAAGAUUUUCUGUCGUACUGAUCAGCAGAGUAUCUGUUAUCUCUGCUUAAUGGAUGAACAUAAAGGUCAUGAAGCAGUUCCAGCUGCAGCAGAAAAAGCUGAGAAGCAGAAGGAGCUGGAGGUGAGUCGACAACAAAUCCAGCAGAGAAUCCAGGACGGAGAGAAAGAUGUGAAGCUGCUUCAACAGGAGGUGGAGGCCAUCAAUGGCUCCGCUGAUAAAGCAGUGGAGGACAGUGAGAAGAUCUUCACUGAGCUGAUCCGUCUCAUCCAGAAAAGAAGCUCUGAUGUGAAGCAGAAGAUCAGAUCCCAGCAGGAAACUGAAGUGAGUCGAGUCAAAGAGCUUCAGGAGAAGCUGGAGCAGGAGAUCACUGAGCUGAAGAGGAAAGACGGCGAGCUGGAGCAGCUCUCACACACAGAGGAUCACAACCAGUUUCUACACAACUACCCCUCACUGUCAGCACUCAGUGAGUCUACACACUCAUCCAGCAUCAAUAUUCGUCCUCUCAGAUACUUUGAGGAUGUGACAGCAGCUGUGUCAGAGACCAGAGAUAAACUACAGGACAUCCUGACAGAGAAAUGGACAAACAUCUCACUGGCAGCCACUGAAGUGGAAGUUUUACUGCCUGAACCAGAACCAAAGAGCAGAGAUGGAUUCCUAAAAUAUUCAACAGAAAUCACACUGGAUCCAAACACAGCAAACACACAUCUGUUAUUAUCUGAGGGAAACAGAAAAGUAACAAAAAUGAAUCAACAACAGUUUUAUUCUAGUCAUCCAGACAGAUUCACUCACUGGCGUCAGGUCCUGAGCAGAGAGAGUCUGACUGGACGUUGUUACUGGGAGGUGGAGUGGAGAGGAAGAAGAGUUGAAGUAGCAGUCGCCUACAAGAACAUCAGCAGAUCAGGAACCUCAAAUGGAUGUGGUUUUGGACGGAACAACAAAUCUUGGUCGUUACGUUGUGAAACAGACAGUUACACAUUUUAUCACAACAAAGUCCAAACUCCAGUCUCAGGUCCUCCUUCCUCCAGAAUAGGAGUGUAUCUGGACCACAGAGCAGGUAUUCUGUCUUUCUACAGAGUCUCUGAAACCAUGACUCUCCUCCACACAGUCCAGACCACAUUCACUCAGCCGCUCUAUGCUGGACUCUGGUUAGGAUCAGAAACCACUGCUGAGUUCAUUAAAUAGAGAAACUACUGCAGCUUCAGGCAGGUUGUGUUUAGACAUGAUGGAUUUUCUUCCUCUUUUCUUUAAUUUUCUUCAAAGAGCCGUAACAUCUUAAAUAUUGUAAAGUUUAUGAAAUGCCUGAAACCCAAACUCAACAAACAAAAGCUAUCUGCAUAUUAACUUUUAACACCAAGAAACGCGUGGAGUUGAACGGUGAAGAAACAAAAACAGAAUUUAGUUAAACUUUCAAAAGUGUUUUCUAAAAACUCUUUUAAUGAACUUCAUGUCAAACCCAAAAGUUUAAAACAAAGAGUUAAAAUAAAGAACUGGCCUCACUGCUCCAGUAACUUUGGGGUGGACUGAAUGUUAAGAUAAAAUACAUCUUCCUUCAUUAAACUGAUGUAAUUCUUUGACAUUUUAAUCACUUAAUAGAACUUUACAUGUUCAGUUAUAAAAAUUUGAUCAAUCUAGUUUUUCUCUUUUUGUUAUGGAUUCAUUGAUAAUUUUUGGCUAAAUGAAAUGCUGCAGUGAUGAGUUUGUCAAAUCAUCAGAGUUUGAACUGUUUUCUUUUCUUUCAGACAUUUUUAAACCUGCUCAAGUAUAAAGAUUUGUUGGCUUUUCAUAUUUGAUCUGAAUUUUUUUUCUCUGUGGCAUUUUCUAUUAAAUUCUAUCUAAUGAUCGUGAUGGAAAUAAUUUCUACAUUUUACUAGUUGAAAUAAAAAUAAAAAAUUUGAAAAAUAAGCUUUUUUUCUGCAGCUGCUGUAAAGGACACAUCUGCUGGAUUGGGAUUAAAAUGUGUUUUAAAAAGGAGCAAACUUAAAGCUGUUAGAAUAAUGCAGCAGCAAAUAUUCACACAUGUGGAUGGGUGAACAAAUCCUUUAAUAAACAAAGAUCCAUCGGAGCUGCUGCUCCAGGAUUCUUCCUUCUCCUCCAGGACCUCAGCACACCUCUGCAGGUAAAGACAGAGUGAUUACCGGUGUUUGUCCACCACCACGUAUGAUUGAAAUAUGUUUACAUUUUUUUGUAGUAAAUCAUGAAAGUGUCUUAAUAUACAGCUAAAUAUCUAGUUUUGAAACUUUAUUUGAAUGAUAGAAUACUAACAUGAGCUGUUAUUACUGUCUGUCAGCUGUAGUACCAUCAGAUGAACACUAGAUGGCAGCAAAAUACAAUGUAGCACAUAAUGAGGUUUCAACACCUGCAAUGCACAUGACAUCCCUUAAAUUUGAUUUUUUUCUUUCUUUUUCUUUUUCUUUUUCUUUUUUUUUUUUUUUUUUUGGAGAGACUGAAACAGGCUGAUUAUUCUAAGUCUUAUACAGUUUGAAACCAGUGAGUUAGAUACAUCUUUUAAAAUCUCAAUGAACAACGUUAGUCAAAUAAAAGUAAAAGAUGAGACCUGGACAGUUUCCUUUACUUAAACUUCUGACUUGGAUAACUGAAAAUGUACGAGAGCAUAAAUAAUGGGCAACAAUAAGGCAUAUUAUUAAUAUGAACUAAAGAGGCUUAUUUGCUAAACAAUUUAUGUCAACUCAAAAUAGUUAAAGGGACAUUGUGUAAUAUUUUCUGUUGUUUACUGGACAAAAUCAAUGUCUUUGUGUAUAUAUGUGUUAUUAUUGGUGUAUUAUGACCUCUGCUAAUGAUCUGACACAUUCUCGUAAGUGAAGAAUUCUAGAUUUAUUCAUGAGGGGUUUAGACCUUACUACUGUAAUGGAAAAUUAUACACAUAACCUUUAUACUUGUGUGACAUUUAGAUGAGACAUGUAAUCUUGCACUUUGUAUUGAAACCAUGGCCUUAUACUUGUACUGAGUAACACGACAUGUACCCUGCAGAUAUUUGGCAGUGAGCUUCUCUUUCUUAUCACAUUACUGUUAUUUUAGCAUUUUUAUCUGUGUUCUUCAGAAACUCUGUAACUCAUCGAGGAGAAGAGAGAAGAAGUGUUAAAAAAACAGUUUGAGCAGGUUCUGAAGACAGUGUACUGAGGACUUGCACCUGCGACCUUGAUGCUUUCACGUCAUGCGAGUCUAUAUUAACCCAGCUCAUGUGUAUCUCUGCAGACCCGUUCAGCCGAAGCUGUUUGACUGUGUGACUCUC
This is a messenger RNA of Melanotaenia boesemani (Boeseman's rainbowfish), 3816 nucleotides long. Its product is annotated as tripartite motif-containing protein 16-like. The record is from RefSeq and is a predicted model, not a curated record. Lineage: Eukaryota; Metazoa; Chordata; Actinopteri; Atheriniformes; Melanotaeniidae. The transcript has a single exon. Bases 108 to 1748 code for a protein of 546 amino acids. Gene Ontology annotation, molecular function: protein binding; zinc ion binding.